Echinostoma caproni is the source of this 255-nucleotide messenger RNA. Lineage: Eukaryota; Metazoa; Platyhelminthes; Trematoda; Plagiorchiida; Echinostomatidae. The record is from the annotation of a GenBank genome assembly.
AUGAUGGAUGAUGAUGAUGAUGAUGAUGAUGAUGAUGAUAUGAUGAUGAUGAUGAUGAUGAUGAUCGUGAUGAUGAUGAAGAUGAUGAUGAUGAUGAUGUUGAUGAUGUUGAUGAUUAUGAUGAUGAUGAUGAUGAUGAUGAUGAUGAUGAUGAUGAUGAUGAUGAUGUUGAUGAUGAUGUAUGAUGAUGAUGAUGAUGAUGAUGAUGAUGGUGAUGAUGAUGACGAUGAUGAUGAUGGUGAUGAUGAUGUUUAA